GAUAUUCUCCUUACCCUCCGGACAACCACUGCGACUCGUCGGCUCUCCCUACUUCCCCGCUCCCCUCCGCGCUCUUCUCCUCCGGUCCGUCGCCAGUGAUUUACCCCUCCAGCGUAGUUGGCGCCCUUUGUUACCCCUGGCUGCUGCCCCUCGGAGCGUGGAGCGUUGGUCUGGUAUCAUCAUCUCCAGCCAGCUCCGAGACGCUCUGUCCGUCUGCUGUCGGGGGAUUCGGAUUCGGGGCGGAAGUGGACGAAAGAAUCCGGGAAGCCUUGGGAUUGAAGGGUUUAGGGUGCAGGAUUUGUUGCGUUCGGAUCGGGAGGCUUUGAUCGUUCGUGUUGGGGGCAGGACUGAUUGCAGUCUUGAUUGCUGCGAGUGGGAUUGGAAUCCUUGGGGCUCCCAGGCGGAAGAGGGGCGGAAGAGGGGACAGAGGGAGGAGGCGAUUCACUCUCGGGUCGGGUUCUUCUGAUCGAGUUGGGAUUGCUGCGGCAUUGCGAUGCCGCGUACUCUCAAAGUCGACCUUCCUGGUGUGCCUCGAAUUCGAGCCCUCUGCGGUGACUCGUUGGGGCUUAUUAAAGUCAUCACAACCGAGAGUGACUUGGGAGCUCCAAAAGUAGCUGCUCGAUGGGGAGACCCGGAUCCUCAGCAAGGUGUGCUUUGUAUGUCGAUGUCAAACGACGGGUCGCCGGGCCUUGCCAUUGCGAGAAAAUCAAACACCGUCGACGUGAUCGAUCCUGUCAGCGGACUGCUUGAAUCACGCCUUGUUGUGCCGAAAUCGUCUGCGGAUGUUGCAUCCAAUAGAGACGCAUCUGAUGCUGUUUGUGGCUUGCACUUGUUCGGCGAAAGCAGCUCGUGGGGGAAGGCCGCACUCACAUGCACCGAACUUGGAGAUGCUAUAUUACAAAGACUUCCAGAGUUGGAUGAGGAACAAAUUCCUAAGAGUGAAAACUUUUUGAGCAGAUGGAGCGUAUCUCAAACAGGAACCGUUUUGUGCAUGGCAGUCGACGCCAGUGAACAGUAUGCUGCUUUUGGAGGAAAAGGUGUGGAUUUGAGCGUCUGGGACAUUAAGAAAGGUUCUAGGAUAUGGAGUGCCAAAGCGCCUCAUCGUGACAAUUUGGGGUUGAUGUCCCCUGCAUGGGUGACAGCUGUAACUUUUCUCGAUGAUGAUCACAAGAAAAUUGUAGUUGGAACUGGUCACCAUCAGGUGCGCCUUUAUGAUACCUCAGCUCAAAGAAGACCAGUUCUUGCUUUCGAUUAUGGUGAGGCUCCUAUCAGAACUGUAACGAAGGACCCAAAUGGUACCUCUGUCUACGUGGGUACAGGCCAUGGAGAUCUUGCUUGCUUUGAUAUGCAGACAGGAAAGCUGAUUGGUGGGUUCAAAGGUAAAUGUGCUGGAAGCAUCCGAUCAGUAGUUCGACACCCCUCUCUGCCCCUCAUUGCUUCUUGCGGUCUGGAUCGGUAUCUAAGAAUUCACAGCACCCAGACAAGACAGCUCCUUGCAUCGAUGUUUUUGAAACAACAACUUGUUUCGGUGCUUUUUGAUGCUAGAGUUGAGAGGGCAGUCACGGAAGUUCCUUCACUUCCAGAUGUUGCUGAACCCAUGGCCGUGGAGCCCGAAAAGCCAAGUGCCAACGGAGCGAAGUCACUGAAGGAAAAGAAGAGCAAAUUGAAGAGGCAGGCGGAGGGAGCUCCAGUUUUUGACGGGCAAGGAGCAACGGAAGAAGCCGCAGCUACAAAUGCUACCAGCGGACAGAAGCUCAAGAAGAAGAGCAAGUCAAGUAGGCAAGAUCCAGUUGUCGAUGGGGUCGGUACAGAGGAGAAAGCUACCGCUGUUAAUGGGGAGAAGCGAAAGAAGAAGAAAAAGAGCAAGAGCAAGCCAGCCAAGUCAAUUUAAUUUUUUUAUUAUUGAAUAAAAAUGAAGUGAAUUGGUC
Messenger RNA from Marchantia polymorpha subsp. ruderalis, 1928 nucleotides. The record is from the annotation of a GenBank genome assembly. Lineage: Eukaryota; Viridiplantae; Streptophyta; Marchantiopsida; Marchantiales; Marchantiaceae.